Messenger RNA from Triticum turgidum subsp. durum (durum wheat), 336 nucleotides. NCBI's taxonomy places the organism in Eukaryota, Viridiplantae, Streptophyta, Magnoliopsida, Poales, Poaceae. The record is from the annotation of a GenBank genome assembly.
AUGGGCAGCUCACGGGUGGAAGGCCUCAUCCCCUUCAUCUACAAGGCCAUCAAGGAGCACCGCCGGAGCGGCAGCCGGGCCGCCGCCUACCGGGGCGCGGACGUGGAGGACGACGUGGACCUCGGCGACACGGACCAGAGGCGGCGCUGGCUGGAGCAGGAGCUGCGGUCGCCGCUCCGCGCCGCCGCCGCCCCGGCGUCGGCGCAGGCGCACGGGCGGAACCGGUCGCUGGAGGAGCUGGCCGGCCAGGUGGGGCUCUCGCCGGGCCGGCGGAUGCCGUUGCCCAAGGCCAGGAGCGUCCGCGCCUUCGCCUGCAUCGGCGCCGGCGCCGCGUGA